Molecule: messenger RNA, 6962 nt
Organism: Mauremys mutica (yellowpond turtle)
Lineage: Eukaryota; Metazoa; Chordata; Testudines; Geoemydidae
Gene: MED24
Product: mediator complex subunit 24
Exons: 26
Coding region: 146-3109 (987 amino acids)
Cellular component (GO): mediator complex
Molecular function (GO): transcription coregulator activity
Source: RefSeq, a predicted model, not a curated record
UACCGCUCCCAGCAAGCUCCGCGGCGGGCGGCGCGGUUCCAGCCAAUCCGGGGAGGGCUUGUUGGUGGGUGCCAAGAUGGCGGGGCCCAGGGGCUGAAGGAGGUGCUGUUUGGCUGCUGGGUGCGAGGGCUGGAAGAACGGAAAGAUGAAGGUUGUCAAUCUAAAACAGGCCAUUCUCCAGGCCUGGAAAGAGCGGUGGAGCGAUUACCAGUGGGCCAUAAACAUGAAGAAAUUCUUCCCCAAAGGAGCCACGUGGGACAUACUUAAUUUGGCAGAAGCUCUCCUUGAACAGGCCAUGAUUGGCCCAUCACCCAACCCACUGAUCUUGUCCUACCUGAAAUAUGCAAUCAGUUCCCAGAUGGUGUCUUAUUCCACUGUCCUGACGGCCAUCAGUAAGUUCGAUGACUUCUCCCGAGAUCUCUGUGUCCAGUCCCUGCUGGAGAUCAUGGAUAUGUUUUGUGAUCGGCUCAGCUGCCAUGGCAAAGCGGAGGAGUGCAUUGGCCUAUGCCGGGCCCUGAUGAGCGCCCUCAACUGGAUGCUGCGCUGCGCGGCCUUCUAUACGGAGAAGUUCAAAGAGAUGCUGGACCAGCUGGCUGCUGAGAACCAGCUGAAGAUGUGCCUGGAGCGGCUGGAGAAGAUCCUGGGGAGCACCAAAAACCGGGCCCUGAUUCACAUUGGGAAGCUGGAAGAGACGUCUUCGUGGAGCGCCAUAGAGCAGUCGCUGAUCAAACUGGGGGAGAAUCUGAGCAGCCUCAGCAACCCCCAGCUGCGCAGCCAGGCGGACGAGUGCAUCUCCCUGAUCAAGAGCAUACCCACCAUGCUCUCGGCCCACUCCGAGCAGCUGAACAAAACCGGCUUCCCCACCGUGCACGCCGUGGUGCUGCUGGAAGGAACCAUGAACCUCACGGGAGAGACCCAGCCUCUCGUGGAACAGCUGAUGAUGGUGAAGCGGAUGCAGCGCAUUCCUUCCCCGCUCUUUGUGCUGGAGAUCUGGAAAGCCUGCUUCGUGGGCCUGAUAGAGUCCCCGGAGGGGACGGAGGAGCUGAAAUGGACGGCCUUCACCUUCCUUAAGAUCCCUCAGGUUCUGGUUAAACUAAAGAAAUAUCCCCAGGGAGAGAAGGAUUUCACCGAGGACGUGAAUUGUGCCUUUGAGUUCCUGCUGAAACUCACCCCUCUGCUGGACAAAGCUGAUCAGCGAUGCAACUGUGACUGUACCAGUCUGCUCCUGCAGGAGUGCAGCAAACAGGGACUGCUGGCUGAGGCCCACAUGACCAACCUGGUCGCCAAACGGACGGCUGACCGGGAGCAUGCGCCACGCUUGAAAUCGGCAGAGAAUGCCAACAUCCAGCCCAACCCGGGGCUCAUCCUGCGAGCCGAGCCCACUGUCACCAACAUCCUCAAGACCAUGGAUGCAGAUCACUCCAAAUCCCCCGAGGGGCUGCUAGGCGUCUUGGGCCACAUGCUGUCUGGGAAGAGCCUGGAUCUGCUGUUGGCAGCUGCAGCAGCGACAGGGAAGCUGAAAUCUUUUGCUCGGAAGUUCAUCAAGCUGAAUGAAUUUACCAAGCACAUCAGCGGAGAAGGCUCCAAAGCCGCCUCCGUCAGGGCCCUGCUGUUCGACAUUUCCUUCCUCAUGCUGUGCCACGUCGCCCAGACCUACGGCUCUGAGGUGAUCCUCUCCGAGUCCAGCCCCACUGGCGAGGUGCCGUUCUUCGAGACCUGGAUGCAGACCUGCAUGCCGGAGGAGGGGAAAAUCCUCAACCCAGAUCAUCCCUGCUUCCGGCCCGACUCCACCAAGGUGGAAUCACUGGUCGCUCUGCUGAACAGCUCCUCGGAAAUGAAGCUGGUGCAGAUGAAGUGGCACGAGGCAUGUCUGAGCAUCUCGGCAGCCAUCCUGGAGAUCCUCAAUGCCUGGGAGAACGGAGUGCUCACCUUCGAGUCGAUUCAGAAAAUCACGGAUAACAUCAAAGGGAAGGUGUGCAGCAUGGCCGUGUGCACCAUGGCCUGGCUAGUGGCCCACGUCCGCAUGCUGGGCUUGGACGAGCGAGACAAGUCGCUGCAGAUGAUCCGGCAGCUGGCCACGUCCCUGCAGAGCGAGAACACGCUGCAGUUCUACAACGAGCGCGUGGUGAUAAUGAGCUCCAUCCUGGAGCGCAUGUGCGCCGACGUCCUGCAGCAGACGGCGACACAGAUCCGGUUCCCCUCCACGGGGACGGACCCCAUCCCUUACUGGAACCUGCUGCCCCCUAAGAAGCCCAUCAAGGAGGUCCUGAUGGGCGUGUUCACCAAGGUGCUGGAGAAGGGCUGGGUCGACAGUCGCUCCAUUCACAUCUUCGACACGCUGCUGCACAUGGGGGGCGUCUACUGGUUCUGCAACAACCUGGUCAAGGAGCUGCUGAAGGAAACCCGCAAGGAGCACACGCUGCGGGCCGUGGAGCUCCUCUACGCCGUCUUCUGCUUGGACAUGCAGCAGCUGACGUUAUCCCUGCUGGGCCACAUCCUGCCCAGCCUGCUCACCGAUUCCUCCAAGUGGCACACCCUGAUGGACCCGCCUGGCAAGGCCCUUGCCAAGCUCUCUGUCUGGUGCGCCCUGAGCUCCUACUCCUCUCACAACAAGGGCCAGGCAUCAGCCAGGCAGAAGAAGAGGCACCGAGAGGACAUAGAGGAUUACAUUAGCCUGUUCCCACUGGACGACACCCAACCGUCCAAGCUCAUGCGCCUGCUGAGCUCCAACGAGGAGGAUGCCAAUGUUCUGUCCAGCCCUACAGAUCGUUCGCUGAGCAGUUCGCUGUCUGCCUCCCAGCUUCACACCGUCAGCAUGAGGGACCCUCUCAACAGAGUCCUCGCGAACCUCUUCCUGCUGAUCUCCUCUAUCCUGGGAGCCAAGACAGCCGGCACGCACACCCAGUUCGUCCAGUGGUUCAUGGAGGAGUGCGUGGACUGCUUGGAGCAGGGCAGCCGCGGGAGCAUCCUGCAGUUCAUGCCCUUCACGAUGGUGUCAGAGCUGGUGAAAGUGUCUACCCUGUCCAGUCCCAAAAUUGUCCUGGCCAUCACGGAUCUCAGCUUGCCCCUGGGCCGCCGGGUGGCUGCCAAGGCCAUUGCUGCUUUGUGAACACGGCUCCCCCUUCCGCGAUGCCGCGUGAGGGGAAGGCGGGACAGAAGCCGGGGGAGCUAGGAAAAGCGGAGAAUGGAUCGUCUCUGGCUGCAUGGAUCCUGCCUAUUCUCCGUGCCAGGGGGGCACCAUUGCAGUGAACCCUGAGUCUAGCAGUGCCUCGUUCCCAGGAACAGCCUGGGUGGCUGGAGAAGCAGCUUUCCCCAGCACUGGGCGUGUUAGAGGUACCAUGUGGGAUUGUGGUUCCCUAUCGUCGUCUGAUGCCGAACGCUGUUUGGCUGUUGAUCGGAUCUUUUUUCCUAAUGUUUUAAGACCUAGUUUUUUAUUCUCAUAAAGCCCAGGUGCUCGGUUCUUUCCUAAUAGCCUUUGUGCCAAGACGUGGUGUCUCGAGAGACUGAUGAUAUCCCUGUGGGCCCAGUAGCUGGUAUAUUUCUCCACUUGCUGUUGGGUCUGCGGAGUUGUGAUUGAGUCCUGGACUCCUGAUGAGCAAAACGUCCUGCACACGGGAACCAGAGCUGACGAAUGGCUACGGGGACCCCACGGCUGCUCAACACCUUCCUGCCUCCACCGCGGGCAGCUUUGUCCGCUUCACCCAUGGACCGGUGACCCUGAAACAAAUGUGUCAGGGGCCUUCAUCUCCAAACACCCAACUGAAAAGCAGCCACACGACAUCUUGUCUGUAGCAAAGGUGCUACCUGCUGCGAUUUACAGAUCCCAGGGGUUUCUGAAGUGGUAUUUUUAAAUCUAUAGGGGAUGCAGAACUGGUAUUGCUAGAUAAAAAAGGGGGGUGUUGUGGUGAUUUCUUCUGUAGCCUUCUCUGGCGCGAUCCUCUGCUGGUUUGGGAGUCUUCAAAGUCCAACUUCGCUGCCGCCGUGGCUCUGCAGACAAAACAUUGCAGCAGACAAUUCAUGCUUCCCUCCUGUUGUGAUUAGCUCCAUCGCGUAACAUCAUCCGCCCCUGUGCAUGGGUACAGCUCUGAACCAGGGCUCCUUGCUAGAUUUACCCUGUCUCCUAAGUUUUGCUAAAAUAAGCAGCUAGAACAGAUACGGCACCUCUGUCGCAGGGGGAAGAGGCGCCAGUUAGCGCUUGUGGAAGACAGCAAAUAGUACUGUGUCUUGGAGCCAGCUAGCUGCUGGGCCCGCUCUCCCCACGCCGCUCUGCCGAUGCCCCCCAGGUGCUGCCAAUCGAUCCAGAUAUCCCUGUGGCUCCACAGUACGUGCCCUCGCUGAGCCUGGGCAGAGAUGAACCAAACUCACUUCUGCCACGUGGCACAAGCUGAGUUCAAGUCCGCGGGCAUUGCUGGUUCAUCCCAUGUGAUGCCAGAAGGGGGAUUUCAGCACGGAAUUUGCCCUCGCGCCUUCGUAGGUUGAAACGCUUGUUCCCCUUCUGCCGGCCAGUGUAUUUCUGACACCCCGUAAGACGCCUGUCGUGUGCUAUGACUGACUUGUACCAUGGGCUUAAAUAAACCUACGAUAAACCCCAAGAGCAGAUCGCUUUCUGUGGCAUUUCUCUCCCGUCGCCAAGGAACUAGCGGUUCUGAGAUACAGUAAACCGAAGCGUGAGCGCACCUUACAACUUUCAAAUGCUCCUUCUUCCGCCGUUCAGCCUGGUGCUUUUCUCCCCCCUCCUAUAACGCAACCUUAUUGUGCUGCGGGGCUUGCCUGCUUUUUCCAGCUGUUCACGAAGCCAGCCUAAAACCUGCCCUUUCCCCUCUCCCGGUGGAAUGCAUCGCGACGGGAAAGCGGGGUAGAAUGAUUUAAUGCAAUCUUAAUGUAAGGGAGUCCAGAGCUUGCCUUCCCCAACCAGAGGAAACCAACAUUGCUUGCAAGAAGAAAGGAUUCUUACCCGUGCUGAAGUCUUGCCCUGCGUUCCAGCCCAGAGGCAGCAGCAUUAUCUCAAUCUGUAUCAUCUGUAAUUCCCUUUGGACUCUGUUUUGUAUAUUUUAUCCAUUCCUGAUGCUUUCAGAUCUGCGGUUCACGACUCUUCCAUAUAAGAUUGAUUUUAAAAAUAAAAAGACCUCUCUAAGGAGAGAACAAGAUCUGUGCAUAGAGGGAGGUAGAGCCCCCAAAACUGUCUACCUCUCCGAUGGAUACAAACAGACUUCCCCAUAGCUCUGACUAGUGCUUGGAAGCCAGAGCACCCUCUGAAACGUAAUGUGAGCCUGCCUGGGGAGCGCGCUUCUCAUAACACCGCAUGUCGUGCUGCUGGAAGGGCUGGGGUCAGGGUCCAGCCCACUCGCGGUAGCAGUCAGGGACGCUGGACUGAGCUAUCCUAGGAAACCCCUGUGAGUGAGUGAGUGUCACCGUGAUUGUAAGUUCCUUUUGUUACAGCACUCGCUGGGCAGGGCUGCCGUGAGAACAGAGCUUUGAUUCUGUGCAAGUCGUUUGCCUGGAGUAAAUAGCGCCUGCUCCUUUUGCUCGCCCAGCCCUGGGCCGCGUCGGACUGCGACGGUGCUGGGUUGCCUGGCGUAUUAGCUCCUCACCGACAGGCUGAGUGGGAGCCGUUGGCUUUGCGGAGUUUUGGCUGGUUUGUCUUUUCUUUGCUCGCGUGUUUUGCUCGAGACAGGAAAGUGCAAAGAAGGGUCGUUGAGGGGCUCCUUUGGCAUUAACUCUUGGCUCUCCCCGUCAGCAUCUCUGUAACUGGGCCCUUCCCCAUAAGUUCCCUGUGUCCCCAGGCUCUGAUCCAUCCCAGCUGCCCUUCUCCUGUGUGCCCUAGGUUCCAGUGCAAGGUGGAGCUUGCCAUGUGGCUAUCCCGACACGGCCGAUUCCAGCCCGUGGUGGUCGGCUGCGAGUGCAGCUGAUCCGGUGCAGACCCCUAGUACAGAUAGACACCAUUGACACCUGCUUGAAACUGGAGUGAGCUGCUGUGCCGAUUGUGCCAGUCCUUGUCCACGCCUAGUGGCUGCCCCAGUGCAAACGCUGCUGGCUGGGGGUGGGUCUCUUAGAUUCCCCUCUGGCCAAUUUCUACAAAUCUCUGCUGUGUUUACUGGCCCUUAACCCAGAAAUCCUGUCUUAUUGUGUCAGGCCGCAGAUCCUGGCUCUGAAACUGGCUAGCCACUGCCUGUUGAGUGGGGAGGUGAGAAGUUAGCACCUGGCUGGCUGGGCAGUGUUACCCAAGGGGGGGAAGGUUGACAGACUCCUCCUUGUUCUCGGCAGCCAUUUGCUGGUCAGACAGGUGGCAGAUUUUCAGCGAGAGCCUCUCCCUAUACAGGUGGCAGUUCUGGCACUCACCAGCAUUGUCACCUUUGGGAAGAGUAGCUAGGGGCUAGCUCAGGGCAUGACCUGACUCUUGUAAGCUCCCUUCCUAAUGAUCUCCACUCCCGCUCACAGCUGGCGCGAACCCGGCCAAAGACAUCAGUGCCAUGAGUGGAGUCUCUGAAUUCGUCCGUUUGCCUGGAUCUGUCAUUCUAGUUUGUCCUCAGCAGCUAUGGGGUUGUUGUCCAUAGUUGAGAAGAUGGACCCCUGCUCUGGAACCUGCUGUAGGGACCUUUCCAUGCAAAGCAAUGUCCAUGCAACAUGCCUGGAAAGCGGAUUCACCGCUAAGCAAUUCCAUUAAAAAGGAUGUAGAGAAAUUCCUGCCGGGAAACAUCCAUUGGGAUUCCUUGCUGAACACCCCAUGUGACUCACGCGCGGGUCUGAUUCAGGCAGUGAGCCAUUGCUGAGACAGCACAGCCUGGAACAGAACAUACCCCUGACGCAGCCCUGCAUGGGAAUUACAACUCCUAUCUCGGAAUCGGCCUCGCCAAGCAGAGAUUGCGGGGAGUGGGGACCAAGGGCUUCUCCCCAGCAGUUUGCUUUCGCCUCAGUCCCUGCUCUGUUCCACGCCUGCCACCCCUAGCAGCAAGCAGGCAGUG